Molecule: messenger RNA, 648 nt
Organism: Iphiclides podalirius (scarce swallowtail)
Lineage: Eukaryota; Metazoa; Arthropoda; Insecta; Lepidoptera; Papilionidae
Source: the annotation of a GenBank genome assembly
AUGGUUAGGGCGGUUGCACGGCUAUUGGCUUCUCCGCCGGGGGUCGUGGAUUCGACUCCCAGACGACAAGUAUUUGACGCAGAUAAUUGUUCCGAAUCAGGUGAGAGCGUGACAGAAGAAAAGAAGCCACACCCGAACACAUACACUCGCGUACGGGGCGGUGGAUACAAAUCGCAAUUCACUCUUUACGACACGGGUACGGACAGUGCACGGCUACGUGCGACCGACGUGACACUGGCGUGGAGACGUGGUCGAAAGGACUACGGCUAUUUAAGGAACGCGAGCGCUGAGGCAGCUAACGCGUUGGCCGAGGCUUGGCGGGGCGUGAAGAGCCUGCUCAUCCUUGCAACAGCAGAAGUUGUUGAAGUGAUGUCCUGUAUGACUAUUGUCCCUUGGUGGGCCGUUCGUCGCAACGAGUUCACAUCGACGUCGACCGUCCAUUGUGGUGACGACGGCGCACAAUUGCCAAUUGAAAGCGGCAAUGUAAUGACUUCGGGCAAAAUUCAUUGUGCAAUCACGGCGGAGAAUGACAUCGGUUUCGUCGACGGUCAUUGUAUAGCGCGAUGGGCCAAAUCGGUCCACUGGUUCGAAGUUAUUUGUUCUAAUGGCGAGAGAGUUGACGGCGAUAUGACGUCACGAGAGAGAAAA